AUGGCUAUCGGCACCACCACCACUACACUAGUGCCACGGAGCGAAAGCCACGUGACACAAACCAUCACCAAGCUCAAGACGACCAUCAAGUCGACGGUCCGUGCGGCGUUCACGCCGCGCUUGGCUCCUGCUCGACGAAAUGUUUCCACCAGACAACGCCCUGCUGCUCCAUCGUCCUCGAGUCCCCUUGAGCGCAUGCUGCAUAAAGCGUCCAAGACCACCGCUGCGGCAUGCCGCGCCCUCACCACGGCGUUGCGCGUGCCCGACGCCAUCGCUAAACCACUAGCCAAGUUCACGUCGUUAGCGCACAAGUACGUGUUUUCCAAGCUGCCGACGGUCAAGGUUCUGGAUAAGUUGAAGCAAUUCGCUAAGUUCUUUCUGUCUCACAGCGUCGCGUCGGCCGCCUUGCAAUCGGAACAUGCCACGCGACUCGUCGAGCGAUUCGUCCGGGGGUGGGUGGGCCGCGUCAAAGGGCGCAUCGCCCUGCGCCACUACAAGGCGGCAGUCCACUCCGCCGUCACCACCAACAUCAUGCACCUGCUGGACGCUACUACCGCCCACGUCGCCUCCCAAUUGCACCAAGCGUGGUACCUCAAACAAACCUACGCCGCCAACAGGAUACAACAUGCAUGGAGACAUGCAUCAUCUAGAUGGGCGCUGGAAGCCCACGACACACACGCUGCGAUACAGUACCUUCGUGAGACAGGACGUCGCCUUGUCUGUCGCCGACAAGCAGAGUCCGUGGUGGCGACGGUGGUGAUGGCAGGUCUCCAGAUUAUGGCCGUGCGGUUGAUGCAGCGGUGGUGGCGCCGACGGUGUCGCCUCCGCCGUCUUGCAAAAGCCCGGCGACGGCGGCGGCGAACCAGACCACCGCAGAAGACACAGCAGCAGCACACAUGCGACAGUCCAGGGCAUCACCAACGGGAGCUGGUUGUGGCGACGCUCAAGCGAGUGUGGGCCCGCGAGGACUUUGCCCCGAGCGUCCGUCCGUCGCGCCGACGGCACAUGGUGGCGAUCCCGCCGAGGCCAACGCUGGCGCCGCUGUCGUCCGUGACCCCGCCUCGGACCCACGGCGUGCGUAAAAUGAACGUGAAAACGUGGCAUCGACUCCAAGGGUACGUCAACCCCAAGCAGUGCUGGGUCGCCAUCCCCGUCCAAGUCCACCCCGCCACAUCGACGACCUCGCUGGCGCCCCUUCGACACCGCCACUACCAGCUCGAGUAUGACUGGAUUCCUGGCCCCCUCCUGCAAGACCCCCCGACGCCGCCCCUCACAUUUGAACAAAAAUUGAAGAGAUUCGACCAAGCACGACGGACCAACAAGGGCAUGCAGACGAAGGACAGAGCUAACAAGAGUCCCAGUGAGCCUCGGUUGUGA
Molecule: messenger RNA, 1377 nt
Organism: Aphanomyces astaci
Lineage: Eukaryota; Oomycota; Saprolegniomycetes; Saprolegniales; Verrucalvaceae
Exons: 5
Coding region: 1-1377 (458 amino acids)
Source: RefSeq, a predicted model, not a curated record